AUUCAGCAUAAGAAUUUCCAUUUCCAUUUGGAAAAUACAAAUUCAGAAUCUCUAGUUCAGUUAAUUAGCUCUCUCGCUCUCUCUCUCUCUCUCUCUCUCUCUCUCUCUGCUUCUUCUUAGUUCCUCUCUUUGUUCCACUGAAUUAAACCCGAGUAGAGAAGAGACGAGAAGAUGGUGUCUCCGAAAGUGGUGAAUACAUACCCGUUGUCGAGCUACACAUUCGGUACCAAAGAGCCCAAAAUGGAGAAGGACACUUCCGUCGCGGAUCGUCUCGCUCGUAUGAAAGUCAAUUAUAUGAAAGAAGGAAUGAGGACCAGCGUGGAAGGAAUUUUACUGGUACAAGAACACAAUCAUCCUCAUAUACUUCUUCUGCAAAUUGGGAACACAUUCUGCAAACUUCCAGGUGGUCGUCUCAAGCCUGGAGAGAAUGAAACUGAGGGCUUGAAGAGAAAGUUGACUAGCAAGCUUGGUGCUAAUUCAUCAGCUCUUGUGCCUGAUUGGGAGAUAGGUGAGUGUGUUGCAAUCUGGUGGAGGCCAAAUUUUGAAACCAUAAUGUAUCCAUACUGCCCUCCUCAUAUAACAAAACCCAAGGAGUGCAAGAAGCUUUUUCUCGUUCACUUAUCAGAGAGGGAAUACUUUGCAGUGCCCAAAAACUUAAAACUGCUUGCUGUUCCAUUGUUUGAACUCUAUGACAAUGUUCAGAGAUACGGGCCAGUUAUAUCCACCAUCCCUCAGCAACUUUCCCGAUUCCAGUUUAAAAUGAUCACUAAUUGAACGUACAUUAGAAGCUUACAUGCUGAUCAAUUUCUACUUUCAUUUGUUAUUUUCAUAACUAGGAUUGCGUUAUUACAUUAUUAUUGCAUAGACUGGCUAGACAACUGAGUUGCUGAAUAGAGUAGAAAUUUUAUGACCUGGUUUGUCUUGUAUUUGUUAAUUGUGCACUAUGGGUUGAUGUAUCAACCCAAGAUGGGAAUCAACUCUUCGGCUAUACCUGAAGCCCAAGUGGAAAUCAAUGUCAUAGAAAGGGUCUUAAUCCCAUGUCUGUUGCCUCUCCCCUGCACGGGUGAAAGGAAGUGGCAAAAGUUAUACAUUUGAAAUUAUAGCAUAACCCUCCCGUGGCAAAAUGUAUGAAACAAGCCAAGUUCAAAAAUUUAAAAUGUUCCGUUGCAUAGCAAAUGCACCUUUAGUAUAGGUGCUUGUUACGAUCUUCCUAAAUUUGAAUGGACAUUGUAUAUUUUCUUUAAAUUAAGAGUUAUGAUUUUUU
This is a messenger RNA of Abrus precatorius (Indian licorice), 1264 nucleotides long. Its product is annotated as pre-mRNA cleavage factor Im 25 kDa subunit 2. NCBI's taxonomy places the organism in Eukaryota, Viridiplantae, Streptophyta, Magnoliopsida, Fabales, Fabaceae. Gene Ontology annotation, cellular component: mRNA cleavage factor complex. The coding region runs from base 172 to 774 and encodes 200 amino acids. Gene Ontology annotation, molecular function: mRNA binding. The transcript has 7 exons. The record is from RefSeq and is a predicted model, not a curated record.